Molecule: messenger RNA, 774 nt
Organism: Morus notabilis
Lineage: Eukaryota; Viridiplantae; Streptophyta; Magnoliopsida; Rosales; Moraceae
Exons: 2
Coding region: 1-501 (166 amino acids)
Source: RefSeq, a predicted model, not a curated record
AUGUCGACUGUCGAGUUCACGUCGACGACAAGAAUCGCAUCGUUGGUCCUCAAGCCAUCAAUCGACAUGUCGUUUACAGAAGAGCAAUUGCGUUCCCAAACAACCAAAUUGGUACAUAUAUCAUAUCAGUACGUGGUACUCGAAAACAAAUUUCUGUCAAAAACGUGGAAGGAUCGAUUGAGAACAGAGAAAGCACCGGAGCGUGAGUCGGGGAAGGCGAAGAAAAUGAGCAGCGGCGGGCCUAAAAUCGGCAGCGGCGGCGGCGGCGGCGGCGGUGGGAGUGGCGGCGGAGGGGGUUUUAGGGCGAGAAUUGAUCACUACUUGUACAGCGGAGAGAAGAAGCACGUCGCCGCUGGAAUCGCCAUUAUCACCAUCGUUUUCGGCAUUCCUUGGGUCCUCAUGAACCGAGGGUCUAAGCACCAGUCUCAUCAAGAUUAUUUAGAGAAAGCUGAUAAAGCCCGGAGUCAAAGACUUUCUUCUGGUUCAUCAUCUGCUAAAUAAAUUUUGAAAGCUUUCUGUUACGGGAGGGGGGAUUCUUUCUCCUGUGAAAAUUUUGAUGUUGGAUUGUUAAUGGCUUUUGUUGUUCAAUACUCUUUAUUUCCAACGUCUUUUGCAUCGGAGCGGCAUCCGAUGAGUUUCAAGGAAUACAGUGUAUUUGAGGACCGUACUUCUGUUUCUCGACGUGUUCGGCUGCAGUACCAAGUGUUUACUGAUAAAUAAGUGGAAAUUUCUUGCUGUUGAUUAGGAAAUGAAGUGCCUUAACUCUUGGAAAGA